Messenger RNA from Enhydra lutris kenyoni (northern sea otter), 829 nucleotides. RefSeq names its product testis-expressed protein 49. Bases 1 to 396 code for a protein of 131 amino acids. NCBI's taxonomy places the organism in Eukaryota, Metazoa, Chordata, Mammalia, Carnivora, Mustelidae. The record is from RefSeq and is a predicted model, not a curated record. The transcript has 4 exons.
AUGGCCUUCUUCAACUUAUAUCUAUUGGGAUAUCAAAAUUCCUUUCGGGACAAGAAAAGGGACACAACUGAAGAAACAAACCAGAAGGAACUGGUGCCAACUAGGCUUCCCCCUAUUAUCCCAGAAGAUGGGAAUUAUUCUGUGCACCAGAAUAGCCACACAAGGUACCACGAAGCUGUAAAGAAGGUGUUGUUAAAGACAUUCCCCAAUCAGGUCUUCAGAGUCCCCUUGACUGAUGCUCAGAACUUCAGCUUCUGGCGGUCCCAUGAUGCAGGCGUGUGCCCAGAGGAAACCAUGCCGUGGAUCCGAAGCCCCCGCCACUGCCUCAUCAAAAGCCCAAUGACCAGGUUCAUGGAUCACUCUGUUCUUAGUGACAGAAACUUCAGUCUAUAUUGAACAGAAGGGCAAGAUGAACUGUGGAAGCAGAGCAAAGAAAGAGAAAGUGGGAGAUGUCCUGGUUCCACUGACUAACUGGAGGAGGGGAUCGUAAAAGCAGAGUAAACAAACUGGACUAGAAGUCACUUGUGUGCACUGGGAGUGAGGCAGAGGGAAGUCAUUCUCACGCCCAAAUUCCUGUGAGAUCAGAUGUAUGCGGGCCCAAAGCUGGUGUUUGGGAGGAGCCAGGAUACAGAAAAGACCACCAAGGGGGUCUUGACCUCACGAAUGGCAGGUGUCAGAAUAACAAGCCUGGGAAGACACACACUGGUGGUCAUGAUGCUGAAGGGCCUAGAGUAGUCAUGCUCUCUGAAGACUGCAAUUUCACCUUGGCAGCGAGAAAACCAGAAGAAGCCCUCUAUCCACCGAAGGAAAAGGCCCACAGAGCCCUCCG